Colossoma macropomum (tambaqui) is the source of this 3371-nucleotide messenger RNA. RefSeq names its product kelch repeat and BTB (POZ) domain containing 7 (gene kbtbd7). The coding region runs from base 334 to 2235 and encodes 633 amino acids. Lineage: Eukaryota; Metazoa; Chordata; Actinopteri; Characiformes; Serrasalmidae. The transcript has a single exon. Gene Ontology annotation, molecular function: protein binding. The record is from RefSeq and is a predicted model, not a curated record.
GCCGUGCUACGUUGAGCUCUCAAGAACAAGAUGAGUCAACGGAGAAAAGCUGUUCAUCAAAUUUCACAUUUAUGAUGGAAAAUAAACUAAUGUGGUCACCGCGACCACGUUUUCAACCAUGAAACAUGGUUUCGUUAUCAGGCAACAAAGAAAACGUGCCUGUUCAAGCCGUUGGGAGGCUGUUAGCUCUCCAUUUGGGAAUGUGAAUUGGAAAGCUUAUGUCUGCGCCGGCGACCGUUGGAUUGGUAAAAUGAGAAUUACACAGAUAAUAAGGACAUAACUAACUUUCCUGGGUCAUACCUACGACUGGAGAGGCAAGACACCGGCUUCUGAAUGCCUCUUAAGCUAAAAAUGGCUACAGUGGACUGUUUCAGUGGUCCGGAGGAGCUCGAAGAUUCAAAUCAUGCAGCGAGUUUGAUGAAAGAGCUUAAAUUUUUCUACGACUCUCGCCUUCUGGUGGAUGUCACUAUUGAAGUGGAGCCAGAGCAGGACAACUCGGCUAACAGCGUGUCCUCAGACUGUGCCUCCAGAGCUGAAACAGGGAAAGUUUUCCAGUGCAACCGUAACGUACUGGCCGCGGCCAGUCCCUAUUUCAAGAGCAUGUUUACAGGGGGUCUGUACGAGAGCACUCAGAGCAAGAUAACCAUCCACGAUGUGGACGCGGACUCGAUGUCUGUUAUAAUCGACUACUGUUACACUGGGAAAGUGACAAUCACAGAAGGCAACGUGCAAAGGCUUUACGCAGCUGCUAACAUGCUGCAGUUGGAAUACAUCAGGCAUGCCUGUACUGAUUUUAUGACCAGAAGGCUGGACCUCUCUAACUGUACAGGGGUUUUGAAAUUUGCUGACACGUUCGACAAUCUGGAUCUGAAAAGCAAAGCUCAAGCAUUUAUAGCAAAGAACUUCGACCUGCUCAGUGCCAGUGGGAAGGAGCUGUGUGAGCUGGACAUGAAACAAAUGAAAGAAAUCCUCACUCUGGAUUCCCUGGAUGUGGACUGUGAGCGGAAAGUGUGCUCGCUUGCAAUACACUGGAUCGAAAAUAAUUUGCCUCCAGAAUCGGAGGAUGCAUUGCACAUCCUUAAAUGUGUUCGGUGGUCACUAUUCACAGAAAAAGACAGGGUUUAUUUAGAUAGCCUUAAGUCAAAGCCUUUUAUAAAGAAACACCUUUCUGGUUUCGUAGAUUUGGCUGGUGGUGGAGAAAGCAGUGUAAUUUCAAAAGGCAUGAACCUUACGAAACAGAGAAUAGGCAAAAGUGCUAAGGAAAUGGUCCUGUUCUUUGGGCGACCGAAUGAACCUUUCAUGUGCUAUGAUCCUUAUACAGAAGAGAUCUACUCUAUGGGAUCACCUGUCAUUAAUCUGAGCAAUCAGAACUUUAAACGGUCUCCCAUGGAGACAUUUUUAGUCUGUGCCACACCAGAGAACAACCUGUAUCUGGCCUCACACCUGUCAAAGCACUUCUGGGUGUAUAAUCCAUUGUUGAAUUGCUGGCAGGAGUUGGCUGAGAGGCUGCUAGGAAGGAUGCACUCGUACAUCGGCUACCUCAGUGGGCACUUGUAUGUUCUCGGUGGAAGAGACCCUGUAUCUGAUGCCAGGCUCAAGGAGGUUGAGUGCUACAGCAUUCAGAGAAACCAGUGGAUGUUUGUCGCCCCCCUGCCGCAUUCCUUAGGUAAGAUGCAAGUUGUGACAGUAAAUGAGCGACUUUAUGUAGUGAACAAGAGAAGAAUGCUCUGCUAUGAGCCCAAGAGAAACCACUGGCUCCAGCGUGGCUCCUUAAAACGAAACAAGCUGCACAAAGCCUGCGUCUUUCAGGAGCAGAUCAUCUGCCUCUGUGACAUCCCUGUGGUGAAAGCGUAUAACCCAGCCCGAGGGGAAUGGAGGCGCAUUGGGGACAUACCCAUCGACAGCAGUGCUCUGAACUACCAGGUGGUGCAACACAACAGCAAACUGCUUCUGCUCACUCUUGCCAUUGUGCAUCACAACAAAAACAGGCUUGUCAUACACGAGUAUGACUCCACAAGGGAUACAUGGAAAAACGUGGUUACCAUGUUUGGAUCUUCUUUUGGUUCGAUAAGCCUCUCUGCCCGUGUGUACACAGCAUGCCUUAGUUCAGGACAGAACUUCAUCACUGAGGAGGAUGAUGACAGUGGCUCCAGUGCAGACUGGGACUUUGAUGGUUUGACUGAUGCAGACUCAGAUUCUGGCAGCUCAAGCUCUUUUUCUGAUGAGAACUGGUAGCAAACACUGUGUAUCAAGUCAUCAUAGUGUCAUACACAGGGCUGUUUGUAGGAGAUAAACUAGGUAUCAAAUGUGGAUAUUAAAGCAAAUGCCACCGAUUUUAAAAAUUUUCUGCAUAAUUCAAUUAUUUAGAUGUAAACAGAGCCAUUCAGAGUAGUUUGAUGUGAGAUGGUGCGUUGUAGAGAAACUCAGAUUUUAUUUUUAUAAUUUGCUUUAUGAUAUUUUGAGUUACGACUUUGGCCUAAAAACUCACAGUACCUACAGCACAAGCAUAGCCAUUUCAUUUAGUAUCCAAAACUAUAUGAAUUUACACGUGUCCUCUGGGUUUUUGUAGGUAAUGUUGAUAAUGGUGGAAAAAAAAAAAUCUUUGGGUACUAUUUUGCCAUAGAACACUCUAUGUGUACCAUAAAUGGAUUUAUUUGUUUUAGGCCAAAACGUUAUCAUAAAACUACCCUAAAACAAUAUUUCAAGCAUUAGAUAAUGAAUUUCUAACAAUUCUGUGUGAUAGCUUUCUGUGAAGAAGCUUUUAGAUGCGUUUCGGACAUCUUGUUCCUGUCACUGUCACUUGUGAGCAAUUCUGACUCACUAAGUUUCUCUGGAAAGGAGCAUUUUACUUUGAACCAAUUUGACUUUGUUUACAUCUUAACAAUUUAAUCAUCAGAAAAUGUGAAACAGCAGUGGACUUUCCUUUUAAGGUUUAAGCAUUACUUAACAGCAUUGGUAUUAUUUGCCCAACCAUAAGUGACUUUUCCAGUUGUAUACAAGUGCAGAGGAUCUGUUUUACUUGAAUUUACAUGGUAUUAGUAGUAUAGAAUCAGAUGCUACUGUGAUAAACACCAGAGGCUGAAAAAUAAUUUUCUCAGGAUUAUAAUGCCAAUUUGGUAAACCGCUGUUACAGUGUGAACAGUGUUAUUGUGUACGUUUUGAGAGAUGCAGCUAAAUAGCAGUAUUAAUACACUUUUGGGGUCUAAAAAUGUCUUGUAUGUUUUAGUUUUUAUUCAUUCUCAUGCAUUUGUCUCCAUGCAUUCACACAAGUAUUUUUACAUGAGAAUGUAGAAAUGAGAUCUGAUUUAUGUCUUUUAUUUCUCCUAUUUAUAUGUUUGCUCCUAAUUAAUUAAAGUUUUUUGUCUGCACAA